AUCCUUCCCACUCAGCUUCUAUCCGCGUUACACUUGGAUUGGAUGAGAGAUUCAUUUGAUUCUGUAUUCAUUCAACUCCUAACCCCUCCUCCUCCUCCUCCUCCUCCUCCUACCCCUCUCCCACCUUCUCUCUGCCACUCCUUUAUCUUCCUGUCUGCGAGUAAAGAUCAACUGUGUGGAGAGAUAUGGCAUCGGACAAGUGGUGCGUGGAGAAAAGGGGCGUAGUCGGCAAUGAAUCCGUUGGAGGAGAUAUUGGUGGUGUGACCGAAACUGGGUGCCUCUCCAUUGUUGUUCUUGGUGCUUCUGGUGAUCUUGCAAAGAAGAAGACUUUUCCUGCCCUGUUCAACCUCUACCGCCAGGGAUUCUUGAAAUCUAACGAUGUUCACAUCUUUGGCUAUGCAAGGACCAAAAUUGCACUUGAUGAAUUGAGAGAUCGUAUUCGCGGGUAUCUUUCCCCGGAGAAAGAGAAUCCAGAAUCUGUUUCAAAUUUUCUGCAAUUGAUAAAGUAUAUAUGUGGCGGUUAUGACUCCGAAGAAGGUUUUCAGUCAUUAGACAAAGCAAUAAGUGAGCAUGAAGUAUCAAAAAAUAGCACAGAAGGAUCAUCCAGAAGGCUAUUCUACCUCGCACUCCCUCCUUCAGUUUAUCCAUCUGUUUGCAGAAUGAUAAAGUUGUAUUGCACUAAUAAAUCCGAUCUUGGUGGAUGGACACGGAUCAUAGUUGAAAAGCCAUUUGGGAGGGAUUUGGCUACAGCUGAGGAACUCAGUGCCCAGAUAGGAGAAUUAUUUGAUGAACCAGAAAUUUAUCGCAUUGACCACUACUUGGGGAAGGAGUUGGUUCAGAACUUGCUUGUGCUUCGCUUUGCUAAUCGCUUCUUUUUGCCUCUUUGGAAUCGUGACAAUAUUGACAGUGUUCAGAUUGUAUUCAGAGAAGACUUCGGCACUGAAGGCCGUGGUGGAUAUUUUGAUCAAUAUGGGAUUAUACGCGACAUUAUUCAAAAUCACCUUUUGCAGGUUUUUUGCCUUGUUGCCAUGGAGAAGCCAAUUUCGCUAAAGCCUGAGCAUAUCCGAGACGAGAAAGUGAAGGUCCUCCAGUCAGUAAAUCCCAUAAAAGAUGAAGAGGUUGUUCUUGGGCAAUAUGAGGGCUAUAGGGAUGAUCCAACAGUUCCUAAGAACUCAAACACCCCAACUUUUGCUACAAUGGUUCUGCGUGUUCACAAUGAGAGAUGGGAAGGUGUGCCAUUUAUACUGAAGGCAGGAAAAGCACUGAAUUCUAGAAAGGCGGAAAUUCGUAUCCAAUUUAAGGAAGUUCCUGGUGAUAUAUUCAGAUGUCAAAAGCAAGGAAGGAAUGAAUUUGUUAUACGGCUUCAGCCUUCAGAAGCAAUGUACAUGAAACUCACGGUGAAGCAACCAGGACUGGAAAUGUCAACUGUUCAGAGUGAACUUGACCUGUCUUACCGGCAACGUUAUCAAGGGGUUACCAUUCCAGAGGCUUAUGAGCGCCUUAUACUUGACACCAUAAAGGGGGAUCAGCAGCAUUUUGUUCGCAGGGAUGAGCUGAAGGUGGCAUGGGAGAUAUUCACUCCGAUACUGCACAGGAUAGAUAAGGGAGAGCUGAAGCCAAGGGCGUACAAGUCAGGCAGCCGUGGCCCUGCAGAAGCAGAUGAUUUGCUCAAAAGGGUAGGCUAUGCACAAACACAUGGUUACAUUUGGAUCCCUCCCACUCUGUAAUUAAUAGCAUGUACGUGCGUGCAGAGUAUAUACAUAACCAAAGCAAAACGUAGUCGAUCACUCGAACUAUGGCCACAAUAAUGUCCCCUCAUAUUAUUCUCUUCAUAUUCUAAUAAAACGUUGCAUACACGUAUAGUAGAUGCCAUUAGCAUUUGUUAUUGUUUU
This is a messenger RNA of Cuscuta campestris, 1892 nucleotides long. The record is from the annotation of a GenBank genome assembly. NCBI's taxonomy places the organism in Eukaryota, Viridiplantae, Streptophyta, Magnoliopsida, Solanales, Convolvulaceae.